Molecule: messenger RNA, 1731 nt
Organism: Salvelinus fontinalis (brook trout)
Lineage: Eukaryota; Metazoa; Chordata; Actinopteri; Salmoniformes; Salmonidae
Product: tetratricopeptide repeat protein 14-like
Exons: 8
Coding region: 1-1731 (576 amino acids)
Molecular function (GO): protein binding
Source: RefSeq, a predicted model, not a curated record
AUGCCCCCUCUGGAGCAGUUCAUGGAAGUGUCAUUUGAGGAGCAGAGGAAUCUGUUGUACAGGGACAUGGAGCGAGGGGAUAUUGUGAUAGGCAGAAUCAACUCCAUCAGGGAUUUUGGCUUCUUUGUAACACUGAUCUGCAUGGCAGGUGGACUAGAGAGAGACAUAGAGGAUCUGGAGCUCACGGCCCUGUGUCCCCUUAGAGAUGUACCUUCUAAUGGCAAUCAUGACGAUCCGCUAUCUCGCAGUGUGAGGGUUGCCAUUGACAACACUGAAACCUAUGAGAGGGUUUUAGAGGAUACUAUUGGAUACUCCAACCCAUCUAAUGUGGAGUAUCUCCUGGGGAAGAUUGGGAUCAGUGACACACAGCCUCCCUCACUCAUGAGAGGGCUACAGAGCAAACAUUUCCUUGAGGAGGACUUUGCCACAAUUAUCCGAAAGAAGCAGUCUGCGUCCUGGGCUCUUAAAUGUUAUGCCAACAAAGGGAGUUUGCUAAAGGCAAUAACAGACUUUGAGCUGGCAUUGGAAAGCUGCCCAACCCACAGAAAUGCUAAGAAAUACCUAUGCCAGACCCUGGUGGAGCGAGGUGGCCAACUGGAGAAGGAACAAAAGUUAGUUACAGCUGAGGGCCUCUACAGAAAAGCUCUGGCCUUAAAAGACUCCUUCCCAGAUGCCAAGGAAGCAUUGAGAAAAAUAGAGCUACUUAUCCAGAAAUCCCUCAAACUGAGAGAAGAGGCAGCAGCAAAGGAAGCGGAAAAAGUUAAGAAUGUGGAGAUGAGUGCAGAAAAAUUGCGUAAGAUCUUAAAAGAAGAAAAAAGAAUGAAAAAGAAACGGACAAUAUCUUCAUCAACGUCAUUGUCUUCCACCUCUUCGUCCGACCACUCCUCCUCAUGGUGCAGGAAGUCAAAGACAAAAAAGAGGAAACACAGACGGUCAUCUCAAGGGGAGAAACGCAAGCGGAAGGUUUUAUCCAGGGACGACAGGAGUGUGUCUGAGGAAUGGUACCCUGCCCCACCCAACACCACCACCUCCUUCCUGGAUCAGAAAUGUAGCUUGGUCAGGCUGUUUGAGGGGCCAGAGAGGACUGAAGAGCAUAGUCAGCCCCACAGCAAAGGCAGGCACCGCUCACAUCACUCUUUAUCAUUAGUGUCCACAGAUGCUCCGGACAACAGCAGAGGUAGGUUUGAAGAUGACCCUGUUGACAGCUCUCCUCAGCGAGCUGAGAGCAGCAAGGGGAAAGGUGUCCGUGAUGACAAGACCAGUGAUGAGGAGGUGAAUGAGAGGGAAGCCUCCAGGGGGCAUUGGAAGAGCCAGGGCCAGGCGGAUCAAAGUAUCCCACAAGAAGUUCUCAGCUCAUUGGAGAAAGCCAAACACAGAAGAAUGUCGUCAUCUGCCAGCUCAGAGCAUUCCUGCAAAUCUGACUGGUACGCCAACGACCUCACGUCACAGUCCCACAUAUCGAGUUACAGACGAUCAGAUAGUGGGAGGUAUGGUAGCACAGAACAAGGAGAUGUAAAAAACAAGGCCACCCGAAGGUCUGAUGGCAGGGAUAACAGGUAUUCCACUGAUGCCUCUCUGAAUGGUAAGGGAUCUGCAGGAGGAAAUAAAGAGCUGUCAACUAAUCUCCUAGAUAUCUUCAGCCAAAUAGCUCAGUUUGAGAAGGAGAAAUACUUCCAAGCUGAAAAAGUGAAUUCAGCUUUUUCGAGAUGCUUUAACCAUCUCAUUUCAUAA